CUGAACAAUUAAUUAUUUAUUUUUUUCUCCAUACUUUUUUUAAAAAUGGAUCAUUUUUUCUUUUAGUUGUUUUUUGGAAAAAGCAAAAUUUCUACAUGAAAAAAGAGCAAGACGAAUUUAAUUAAAUUGUCCAUACUUUCUUUGUAAAUGGGCCAUUUUUUCUUUUAGUUGUUUUUUAGAAAAAAUCAGAAUUUUAACGUGGAAAGUCAAAUUUAAUUAAAUUGUCCAAAAAAGCGCACAUUUUUAAUUCUUUAUACUUUACACCAAUCAAAUUUGGCGCUUAUGUUUCGAUCAAUGAACCUUAUAUCAGCCCACUCAAAUUAAUUUACGUCUAAUGUACGCAUGCCUUAGGUUUUUCGGCUCAAAUAUUAAAGGUCGUGGUAUUAUAUUUUUUACUUUUUUUCUCAAGUACUUUGCUGUGAAGAGUCAGUUCUUCAUCGUUAUUUGCUCGGUAUCCUUAAUUCAGUUUAUUACAUUAUAUCUAAUUUCAGUGUUCUUCAGAUGAAAUUUCAAAUUUUCAAACCGGCUUUCUGAAUUUAAUUAACAAAAAUGGGUUCCUGUUCAAUGUCAAAAAAAGCUGAUAGAAAUAUACAUAUUGAAUCAAAUAUAAAUAAUGAUCAUUCAUAUGCUAUUGGUAGCAUGAUGGGGUGGCACAGUAUAAUGGAGGACAGAAAUGUGGCCAUAUUAUACAACCAUUUCUCGUAUUUUGCUGUUUUCGAUGGGCACGGAGGCGCGACUUGUUCAAACUAUUGCGCUGAAAACUUGCACAACAAUAUAUUGCGGCAAAAGUUGUUCGACGAAGAUAUACCAAAAGCCAUAGAAAAAGGUUUCUUGAUAACAGACCAAAACCUAAGCAGAUUAACAGAUUUAAAAACUAACGGCACGACCGCUUUGUGCUCUAUUAUAACGAGAGGAAAUAUUUAUAUAGCAAACUGUGGAGACAGCAAAGGCUUGCUAUACAACGGCGGUGUCAGUUUUCUCACGCAAGCGCACAAACCAAACUUGCUGGCCGAGAAAGAGCGCAUUAAUAACGCCGGCGGGAUUGUUUCCAAUGCGAGAAUAAAUUGGGGGCAUGGAAGUCUUGGAGUCAGCAGAGCUCUGGGAGAUUUUGAAUUAAAGCAAAAAAAUGGCCUGACUCAAUGUCAACAAAUUCUAUCCCCUUUACCGGAUGUCGAAAAAAUUCAGAGAACUGGCAAGGAGGAGUUUUUGAUUUUGGCGACCGAUGGGGUGUGGGAUGUUUUUACCAACGAUGCUCUAUGUCAAUAUAUUCAAAACAGAUUAUUUAUAACCGACGACUUGGCUGAAAUUGUAACCCAAGUCAUAGAUACCUGCUAUUACAAAGGAUCUACCGAUAACAUAACGCUAGUUCUAAUAUGUUUCCCAAAUUGUCCAAAACCCACAUUAGAAGCCAAAUAUGCGGAAAAAUUACUAGAUGACACCAUAGAAAUUUGUUUUAGAGAAAUCUUCGAGCAAAAUCCUGAUCAGGACUACUACGGCAUUUUAAGAAAAUUGUACUGGGAGAAAAACAUACCGAACUUGCCCCCAGGCGGAGGGAUACAAGCCAAGCGCAAAUGGAUUGAUACUUUAUACAGCAGGUAUAAUCCAACUUAUGAUAUAAGUGAAUUUACUUGCAGCAGGAUUAAUUAGAUUUUAUAUUCCAAGAUUACUAAAUAUUGUGAUAUGUGUAUUUUUUCAAUGUUUACAAAAAUUC
Brassicogethes aeneus is the source of this 1711-nucleotide messenger RNA. The record is from the annotation of a GenBank genome assembly. Lineage: Eukaryota; Metazoa; Arthropoda; Insecta; Coleoptera; Nitidulidae.